AGGAGGGGGGACAAGAAAAGCAUGAUCCUUGCACAGGAGCUCACGCCAGAUCCCUAUUUCAAACAAACAUCAGAACAAAGGGUCAUAGCAGUGGGAAAGCAGGCACUCUGUAGUGGGAGUAGUCAGAGCUCUGGUUUGUGCCGUAAGUUCAUAGACCCAUGUCUAACCCCUUCCCAAGGCAAUACAGCAAGUUUAGAACGGUCUACCUACUCCCGUUCCCCUUCUGAUCCAGGAGGGCUGGGCUGGGAGAUGGGGCUUUUCCUAGGAGAGAAGAUUGUGGAAGGUGAGAUGAAGAAGAUGAGGGGAGGGUGGUGUCAGUUAUCAUUGUCAUCUCACCUGACAGGUCAGGCCUUAGUGCAGGGCUGCCUUCCUUGGUUGAGUCAGUCAGGCCAGAGGCGGGCUGGUGAGAUACGGGUCAAAUAUUGCCAGAGUGGUGCUGUUCCUUCAUAAAGAGAGGAUGUGCUGCUCAGAGCUCAGCAAGAGUUUCAGGACCAUGGUCAAGAUGAGUGGUAAGUGGGGACCUCCUCCAGGUCUGGGAAAGACUGAGCAAAGAAGUGUUAGACACUGAGAUAGGCAUAGGUGCUGGAGGGGAGAGGGACAUGGGUCAACGGGUGGGGCAAAGGUCUCAGCAAAGGGUCAUAUAAGAAUAAAGAGAGUAAGAACUGAGACAGGGAUUCAGCUUCACCAGGACCUGAGGAUGGAUCAGGGGCUUGAAAAUGAGUUUAAUGGAGAGGGAUUUGGAGGAUGGGUCUAAGGGUUGGGUCCAUUCAAAUGAAAGGAUGGAGGGGCCAAGAAACAAAUCCUCAGGAGAAACUGUAAGGGCUGGAGACUGGAUAAGAAGGUUAAGGUAGAUCUGUGGGGUGGGGAGAGGGAUGAAGGCUUAGGGGUUCUCUCCCUUGGGCUUGUUGAUGUCUCUCCUCUUUUCUAGUGAGCUGUCCCAGCAGAAGGCUGUCUGGGUGUUGGGGAGGGUCUAAUGGACCUCCUUAGCUAGUGACCCCUAAAAAUCUUCUUCCUUUGAGGAGCUUUAGUUGCCUUGACAUUGCAAAGACCAAACACACAGGGGGCUCUCAAAACUCAGCUUUUGGGGGAAGCUCAGAGUUACAGUCCUUGCUUGGUCCACUUAAGAGCAGGCGAAACUGAGGAAAGCACAUAGCCCUUCGUGUCAGACAAGACUGGCUAACUGUGAAAGAGGAAAUUAAGUCGCUCAAGCCUUGCUACAAGGCGUUCACCAACUAUCUGAGUGAUGAGUUCUAGCCUUGAUAUCACACUAAAUACCUGGGAGGCCUGGAGAAAACAUAGGGACCAUCUGUUUCCCGUAGUUCACUUCUCACUCCCCACUCAGGGACCUGAGCCUUCCUCCCUUGCACACUCACCUUCUCACAUGUACACACACACACCCCUCUCUCCCUCUCACUUGCUUGCUCACUCUCUUCCCCACACAGCUUCACCUCCAGACCUCACAUAAGCACCCACCUUCUUGGACAUCUCAUCCUCCUCACUCACUCUCAAAUCCAGCCCAACUCACACUCCAGUUAGUGUGUCUCACUUUCCCGUGGAUUCAUACACACUCAGAACAACCACACCGUUCCACAAACACAUCCGUCACGUACAGCCAUGAACUCUGCAGUCAUACAAAGAACAGACUACAACCACCCUCCUACCCACAAACUGACAGUUAUACAUGACCACAGUCCUUUACACACUCAUAGGUAAGCACAACAUCACACUCCCCAUCAGGAGCAGAUACACAUAUAGUCAGCUAUGAACCUCCCACACCCACGAGUUUCCUGUAUGCAAGCUGUGUUCACAAUCACACAUUAAUCAGACAAAUAACACUACGGUUCACAAUGCCCUGCACAACACAAUUGCCUUCAUAUAGAUGUAAUGCCAAAUAUCUGGAUCUCCAGCCACACACUUGUCAGGCCCUGCCCUCACCUUACUGCCCUUCACCCGCUCCCACAGUAAACUAAUCCUGGAUAAACAGGUCCCAGAGCCUGGGUUCCAGAAAGACCAUGCUCUUGUUUUCUCUGCCCCCAGGAAUCUUUAUUUUGGGGAUCCUGCUAUCCAUCUCCAACUGCCUUGCCUUCUAUGAGGACCUUUUCAGGUGCUUCCAGGGCCCUGAUUACGAGAACUUCCUCCUCAUAGCCCAGAAUGGGCUCCAUGCCUCCCCACUGCCCAAGAGUGUGGUGGUAAUAGGAGCUGGCUUAGUCACCAUCUUGGAGGCCAGUAACCACAUCGGAGGUCGGGUGGUCACAGUCAGAAACAAGACGGAAGGCUGGUACUUCGAACUAGGACCAAUGCGAAUCCCAGAAAGCCACAAGCUAACCCACACCUAUGUCAAGAAGUUUGGCCUAAAGCUGAAUAAGUUCAUCCAGUAUGAUAACAACACCUGGUACCUAUUCAAUGGACAGCGUUAUCGUGCCUGGGAAGUCGAAGCUAACCCAGAGAUCUCGGGCUAUUCCACAGACCCCACAGAGAAGAACAAAACUGCCCAAAACCUCUUCGACCAAGCAGUCAUUAAGAUCAAACAAGAUGUGAAGACAUUUAACUGCAGCCAACUGAUGUCCCUUUAUGACUCUUAUUCUACCAAGGCUUAUCUGGUGAAGGAAGGAAAGCUGAGCAAAGGAGCAAUCAAGAUGAUCGGGGAUUUGUUGAACGAGGACCCUGGAUACCACAAGUCCCUCCUGGAGUCCCUAAGGAGUCCUAAUACCUUUUCCAGAACUGAUGAAUUUUCAGAGAUCACUGGUAGCUUUGACCAACUCCCCAAUGGCUUCAAUGCUAGUCUGAAGUCUGGCACCAUCCGUUUGAGAUCCAGAGUAGAAGCAGUGGUGAGGAACAGGUCAAAGGUUGAAGUUUUAUACCGCACCAAUGAGCCUAUCUUCCCACUGCGCAAACUCACUGCUGACUAUGUCAUCAACUCAGCCUCCGCCAAGGCCACACGCCUCAUCACCUUCCAGCCACCCCUGUCUCCAGACAAAGCACAUGCCCUGCGCUCCGUGCAUUAUACCAGUGCCACCAAGGUGGUUUUUGUGUGCAACGAAUGCUUCUGGGAACAGGAUGGCAUCCAGGGAGGCAACUCUAUCACAGACCGGCCCUCACGCUACAUUAUCUAUCCCAGCCACAGCCUGCCAGGUGGCAAGGGCAUGCUGCUGGCCUCUUACACUGUGGGCGAUGAUUCUUUCUUCUUCGCUGCCAUGAAGCCUGACCAGGUGGUGAAUAUUAUCCUGGAUGAUCUGGCUGCCGUGCAUCACAUACCCAAGGAGGAGCUAAAGCACAUGUGCCCAAAAGCAACAGUCAAGCACUGGGGGUCUCUAGACCCCCUCACCAUUGGUGCAUUUGCUGAGUUCACACCCUACCAAUUUGUGGACUAUUUGAAGCAGCUCUCCCAGCCAGAGGGUCGCAUCCACUUUGCUGGAGAGCAUACCGACCUGCCCCACGGCUGGAUAGACACUGCCAUCAAGUCUGGCCUCCGGGCUGCCAAGGACAUUCAGGCCAUGGUGGAUGAGGAGGUUACUCAGGGAUAGAUGCCUCCCUAGAGGCCUUUUACCAACAAUUGGGGUGUUUUCCCCCCAAAAAAGUCUGCAGGGGAGUCUGGAAGAGGAGACUGGAAGAUGAAAGGAGGCAGAAACCCAGGAGAGAGGUCAUCGCUGGUCUCUUGUUGCAAGCAGGAGCGAGCUGGGAAGCUGGCAAGAGACAUUGCACCUUUCCUGUCUUGCUCUCUGCCUAGCUCUCUACAGGAAACAACAGAGCUGGGGUGCAUGGGGGCACGGGUGGGAGUCAAGGCUGGAGAAUCUCAGAAUCAUCCUUUAGCUUGAAGGAAAUUGUCUCCUUCUGCAAAACAAUAACAAACAAAGAAAAGAAAAGCUUCUGCACCUGGCUUGUGUCACUUAAAACUAGAAGUUCCUAAACAAGCAGAGAAACCCCAAGGUACUGGCACACUGAUGGGCACACUGACACUCGCGCUUACACCCACCAUACUUGCAAAUUCCAUCAUUCAGCCAAAGGCCUCUCAUUUUGGCCCAAUGUGGGUGGAAAAGGAGGGGGCCUUCUUAACGGCUUCUUUUCUGCUGUGUGUUAGUGGGAUCUCAGCUACCCUGAGAGACUCUCUCCCCCUCACCAGCCAGACCCCCUACCCAUAGCAACCACAGUUAGCACACAGUCCUGAGGGGACCCCAUGCUCAUUACAAUUCCCUCUCCACUCAUCCCCUCACCAAAACCCACCUGUCUUUACCAAACCAGCCUAUGUUGUCAUCCUUCCUCAAACAUUCUGUCAACCCCUCCCCAACUCCAAGGUCCUCUCUCUUCUGAGCCACAAUUCUUCUCUUCUAGAAUGCCAAAUGAACCGAAGACCUUACUGAGAUUGUGUCCCCAGCCAGAUUGGAAGACCCCCUAAGGGCUGAGAUUACAUAUUUUAUGGUGUGUGUAUGGUGUUUCGCGCGCGUUCGCGCGCACGCCUUGCACACAUGCUAUUUCCUUUAGCGUGCCAAUACUUACUAAAUAAGUCAUACACCUGGCACCAUAUCAUACCUGGCUGAGAAGCAGAAACACAGAGAGUAUGAAACUGAAAAUCAACCCCCUUCUGCCUGCCUCACUAUGUGGUCAGAGAUCAAUUCCCAAAACCGACUCAAUUUUUGUUGCAAAUUUUUAGAAACUAAGAGUUAUUCCUUGGUCUUGGGGAAUCGACUAAGUUAAAAGGAAUGGUAAACUGAGUCACAAGCACUCCUCAUUUGACAGACUCUGGAGGACCCAGGAGGAAGCAUGAUGACGUGCUGGCUGGGGUUUUGUGGAGGACUAGCAUAAGAUAUGGGAGGAAGGAGGAGGGAAAGAAAAUUCACGUUUUCUACUGCAACAUGGCCCAUUGUUAAAUCUAGAUGUCUCUUCUUUGAAUAGCCAACUAUCACUGACAGUCAGGACAUUUUUAGUUCCAAGUGACAGAAAUCAAACUGGGGCUUUCAGGUGUGUGUAUCCCUUGUUCAGAAGUCCAGGAUGAAGUUGCUUUUAUCAGAGUUACUAGGCUUUAGACUGAAAAAAUGGUGUUAAGGACCCACAGUCUACAUCAUAGUGGACCCUACCCUCUUCUCUGUUACAGACACACACACCUGUGCUAUGACAUAUACAAAGACUCAAAAGAAUGGGCUCUCCAGCAGUGCAAACAAUAAGACACACACUUGGUUAAGUUGUUACUGCAAGCAAGCCAGGUACUCUUUGGGACCUGGAAAUACACUCGACCACCAUUGCCAGGGUUAAGCUGCUGUACCUGGAGAUAGGAAUCUGCACGGGGGAACUCUCUAAGGGGUAUCUUGGUGACAUUAAACAGUCACCCUUCCCUUGGAGGUUAACCCAGGGUGAGCUUAAACUGACCCCUUUUACAACUGUUAGGGUUGGAAGUGGAGCUUAUUGUUUGAUUAGUUCCAAUCCCAGCAUAAUAUAGGGAUUUGGAGUCUAGGCAUAGCCAGCAGUUUCUAUCUGGGUCUGGCUAAGAAUGGUAAAGAAACAAUACCCUCCAUAUAAGAUACCAAAUUCCAAGGGACUGGCUUCUGCUGCUCCUUGGCUUUUAGCCUCAAGGUUACUGAGGGAGUUCCUGGGCAAAUUUGAGUUUUAGGGCUUACAUUUACCACCUUGGAGGGAUCGUAUCUCAGGAUGCUAAGUUGGGGCUGGUUUCAGGCCAAUGGGCCAUUUAACCCAAUGGGCCAGGUGACCCUAGGAGCAAUGACAGUAAAACAUAUUCAUAGCACACACAUGGGAAUCCUACAAUCAGUGUUUAAAAUUGGUCACCCCCACAUUGUGAAUGUCAUAUAUUGGGGACCAUCCUUGACAAAAACACCACUUGCCAGGUUAGGGGCACUGGGAUUAGAAAUGUAAGUAAAGAGUAUGAAGAUGUUAAAAUAAUAAAGCAGAAACCAUAGAAUAGUACCAGGAAAAGUUCCAAUGAAUAAUGAAAUCACCCACGUUUAAUUUCCAAUUGUUUAAAAUACCCUGACCCCAAGAGGUAGGAAUAAGAUAAAAACUGAAUUAAGAUGAUACAAGGAAAUGAAAAGACUAGUUGAAGGUCACAGGCUACAUUAACAGUUAAACAUUCUGUUGCUAGGGACAAACAAGUCACGCUCACCAACCCUAGACCAAACAUUCUGUAGGCAAAACCACUUCCUGGGUGGAAUCCAAAGUUAUCUGCUUAAAGGAACUGGAGCUUAGUUGGAUUCUCAGACUUUUGUUUGGAGUAAAAACAUAUCUACUUCUCUAUACUGGAAAUACAAGGUGUGGAUAUUAGCCACACCUGUUGACAAUCACCUUGAGAGAGAUCUGAACUCUCUGAUCUAAAUCUAAGUGGAGAGCUCCGA
Messenger RNA from Arvicola amphibius (Eurasian water vole), 6338 nucleotides. RefSeq names its product L-amino-acid oxidase-like. The transcript is spliced from 6 exons. NCBI's taxonomy places the organism in Eukaryota, Metazoa, Chordata, Mammalia, Rodentia, Cricetidae. The record is from RefSeq and is a predicted model, not a curated record. Gene Ontology annotation, biological process: amino acid catabolic process. Bases 2013 to 3524 code for a protein of 503 amino acids. Gene Ontology annotation, molecular function: L-amino-acid oxidase activity; polyamine oxidase activity.